CGCGCUCGCUCGUGCCAGGGAGAGACGCGCGCUGACAGAAGCGCGGUACGUGCUUUGAGUUCCAAACAGAUGUGCGCCAGUAGAAAUGGGAGACGCAAAAACACGUUAUUAAAAAGUGCUGAAAUGUAUUUAAAUAUUAUGCGUGUGGUGAGACAAGCAGGAUAGUGAAAUGCGUCUCGCGCAUCUCGAGUCACCAUUGCACGUCAGUCAAGAAACGAUAUUAACUUCAGCAAUCGCCCUUGCACGUAAUUGCAUUGCGUUUAAAUGCUUUUUAAAAAUGAAAUAAAAACGUGCCGUUUCAGUCUGCAUCCGAUCAGCAAAGCAGCCCCACGCAAUUGUGGUCUCUCUCUCUCACGCGCUUGCUCGCUCGCGCUCACUCUGUCAGCUCAGUCCGUCUCUCCGUCGGUCUCAGUCAGCGCUUGGCAAAGGAUAAUAAACUGCUUUUCCGCAGCAAUACGUGGUCUAAAGAGAAGCCUGCAACAGAGGGAUUUCUCGGAAGGUUCAAGGGACCCCUGGUCGGUCGUGAUGUUUUAGGCGGGCGGACCUGUUACUUUGAAGCUGGAAUCCAGACUAUCAAUGCAGAAGAGACUUUAAAUUUCACCUUGAAUGCUGUUUUAUCCAAGCGAAAUAACGCUUUGAAUAGAUUCACAGGCUGACGGAUUCACACUAUUCACAGGCCGUUCAUAAGGAGAACAGUCAGAAGGUCAAGAACCAUGAGUUACAGCUGUGGCAAGCGACGCUAUAACCUUAUAACACGGACCAUGUAAAAUGAGGACUGUGUUUGGCAUCAUGUUUCCCGUACAGCUGUGACUGCCCUCAAGACGCUUUUUCCCUGAACCUGUCCAACUAAUCCUAUUGGUCGUCUAUCUCCCGAGAUCAGUCGUCUUAUUUUGAGCCCUAACCUUUUUUCUUUCCCUGUUGAUCAAACAAAUCCAAUUUUGCUCCAAGAAUGGCCUACAGUUUUAGCCUCCGUUGUGCAUUUCCACCCACCUUCCUUCUCCCCCUGUUUUUCCUUCUCCAUGCACCUUCCAUUGUGAGAGGUGACUGCUGGCUAAUUGAGGGAGAUAAAGGCUACGUGUGGCUGGCGAUCUGCAGUCAGAACCAGCCUCCCUAUGAGACAAUACCACAGCACAUUAACAACACCGUCCACGACUUACGACUGAAUGAGAACAAGCUCAAGGCGAUUUUCUUCACCUCACUUAGCCGGUUUACCAACCUCACCGACCUCAACCUCACCAAGAAUGAAAUCUCCUACAUUGAGGAUGGUGCCUUUGCAGGACAGGCCAAUCUGCAGGUCUUGCAGUUGGGUUACAACAAGUUAACCAACCUUACAGAAGGAAUGCUACGAGGGUUGGGUAGAAUGCAGUGCCUAUAUCUUCAGCAUAACCUAAUAGAGGUCAUCGCAGUCAAUGCCUUCUGGGAGUGUCCAAGCCUUAGCAGUCUUGAUCUGUCCUCAAACAAAUUAGCAAAGCUGGAUGAAUCCACUUUCACCGUUUUGGGGCGGCUAAUAGUGUGUGAACUGGCUGGAAACCCUUUCCAUUGUGGCUGUGACUUGUACAGCUUCCUCAUCUGGCUGGAGGCUUUUGACAACGUCACUCACACCUAUGACAGACUUCAAUGUGAGACGCCCAAAGAACUAUUUGGUUUCCCUCUGUUGAGUCCCAGAAGUAAUCAUUUAAGAAAUGCUCGUGUCAUCCUGUAUUCUAUGUGCAAAAAAGGAAUUAAUAGCAUAACUGCCCUGCCUGACUUUCUGACAGAGUCUUCUGGAGUGGAAAUUAAUGUUUCUGAUCAAGUGGGACCUUAUCAACAGCCCACAGCUUCGUCGACAACAGACCCCACCUACAGUCCCUCUAUUAAGCUGCAAACUGUGUCCCUCUACACUGCAUCCUUUUUGGUACAUAUUCCCAAGCCCUAUAGUAAGAUGUAUAUUUUAGUACAGUACAACCACUCUUACGUGUCUGACAUCAUGAACUUAAAGAAGAAAAAAGAGAUUGUCAUAAUAAACAAUUUAAAACCCCACACAAACUACACUUACUGCGUUGCCUCAAUUCGCAAUUCCCAGCGGUACAAUCAUACCUGCCUGUAUUUUGCCACGCGGGCUCCGGGGCCUGACGACUUGAAAGCGACCCCCUCAACCACCUCUCAUUACAUUAUGACUAUUGUAGGCUGCCUGCUUGGAAUGGUCAUUGUGUUGGGUUUGGUGUACUACUGCCUGCGUAGGCGUCGAAUACAGGAGGAAAAAGAAAAGUCUAUCAGUGUAAAGAAAACCAUUUUGGAGAUGCGCUAUGGGCCCGAAGCUGCUGCUGCGGCAGCCAAGGAUCCUUCCACCUUGCAGAAACUCCACGACCAGUCCCAUCACCAUCACAGCAAACUGCCUCAAUCAACCUCUUCUAGUUUGGGCAUCCUCCAUGGCUCUGCCAACACCACGUCCUCUCGACUUUCCUCACUGCCACAGGUCGAGAAAAUGGCCACAGCUUUCUCAGAGGCCAUCUCCACCAAUAAGUGUAAUUACAUGGAUGUGCGGACAUCAGCGGGAGGAGAGGAGCGAGUGAGAGAUGGAGUUGUAACAGGUUUAGGGGAUGAAAUGGCAAGAGAACAAAAUGGGAUUAACGGAGCGGAUGACUCUGAUGACGACGGCCGAGAUUCAACUUCAGAGAUCUCCACUAUUGCCAAGGAGGUGGACAAGGUAAACCAGAUUAUCAAUAACUGCAUUGAUGCCCUUAAACUAGACACUGUAGCUGUUGUGGCAGCCGCUGCGGCCACUGUGACUACAACGGAUAACACUGCCUCUCCACCACCUCCGGGUGUCACAUCUUUAGCUAGAGGGUUAAUCCCACUUUCCCCUACCAUCACUGAGACAUGCCAGAUCAUGUCCUCCCCUAAAAUCCGUCUUCCACCCCCUGUUCCCCUCAUUUUACCCCUUUCUGAACGGCCAGGCAUCAGCGGAGGGGGCUUCCUCUCCCCUCCCUACAGGGACCCACCCCCAGCCACAGCAUCACGGCCCCUGCAGAGACAACUCAGCGCAGAUGCUGCAGUUGUUCCAAUCAACUCUGUCAAAAACCGCUGCAGUGUUUCUUCAGGCAGCUCUGUUAAAAGCGCACGGCUUUACAGCGUGGACAUCCCCGACCCUCGCAACCCAGAGCCGUGCAAGUACCCUGAGAAAGGCAGCCCUGUCCGGUGCGGGGAGCCGCUAGAGAGGCUGCCCUUAAUUGGGGUUCAGGGAGUCAGUAACGGCAGAGGAGAUGGUGGCAGCAGGGGUGGAAGGGGAGCCGGUGGUGGCAGUGGUGGUUCGGGUGGGUGCGGUGUUGUGGUGGGAGGUGGGGGCAGCACAGCUCAGCAGCACCACCUGGAGGUGCACCCAGACUACCACUGCUCAGAGCACCGACACUCCUUCCCCGCCCUCUACUAUGAGGGUGCCACUGACUCCCCUGCCCAGAAAGUCUCCUUCCUGAAGCCUCUCACUCGCACCAAGAAGGACACUGCCUACUCCCAACUUUCUCCCCGUCAUCACAAUUACUCGGGGUAUUCCUCCAGCCCUGAGUACUCCUCCGAGAGCACUCUCAAAAUCUGGGAGCGCUUCAGGCCCUACAAGAAAAGCCCUCGCGAGGAGGCCUACAUAGCGGCAGGCCAUGCUCUUCGAAAGAAAGUGCAGUUUGCAAAAGAUGAAGAUCUGCAUGACAUUCUGGACUACUGGAAGGGAGUGUCAGCGCAGCAGAAACUGUGAUGGUUGUGAGAGACACGACGGCAGGAGAAGAGGUUGUGGAUGGCUCUUGAGACAGCUAAGCAGACUUCAUCAGCAGGUGCUUUGGUCCCUACAGAGACAAGUGUUCUGAAAGAGACAGAUUUAAGCAGGUGUUCCAAACUCAUUAAGGCAUAGAUAAGCAACCAACCAGAAAUGCACAGGAAAUGUGGCACUUAAAAGGCAUCAAGUCUCAUUUUAGCAUCUCUGCGUUUUACCACAUGUACUGUACCACCUGUGAUCUUUCCCCACUGUAGUUUGACAAGAUAAUGCUCUGAAAUGAGGAAUCAGCGGUCUUUGUUUCACAAAUGUUUGAGUUCACUUUAAAGGGACGGUAACAAUCGAUGCCUAUCAAGAUGAUUGGUGAUGGUGUUAAUUAGCACACAAGAAAUAAUAAAAGGGCGUGAAUUUAGCUUACAGGUCAUAACAUAGCCACCCUCUUCCCACCCAUACCCUAGUCUCUAUUCAAGCAAAGCAUAUUCAUUGAUUUGAGACACCUACACAUGCUUUACAGUGUGUGUGGGAAACACUUAUCAAACCAGAGGCAGCCAUUUGGAUGUGCUUAGCAUUCAGAAAGUGGUACAAUUCGAUAAAACACAAUGCUAAUUCUCUUUUGGCAUUGGUUUGUGGCAGAGUCGGCUCUUUGCCUCAAAGCCAUUUUCUUCUUUGUUUUGUCUCUUUCUGCAGUUUUUGUCCAAAGAGUGUAAUGUGGGGUUUGAGGGUUGGAGAUUUUAAAUUUAGGGGAGCAGAUCUGGAAAAGAUUUAUGACUACAAAUGGCAGCUAGAUAUAGAACCCAGUAUAAUAAAGGAUGGACAUCCAAAUGGUUUAUAGUUAGGGACACAAUGCACAAAGAGUUCGACUUUUGGAAGGAAUGCUUAAGGGGUUGAGUAAACAAAAUCUUGAAUAUGCUUUAACAGCUAGGUGUAAAAUCCUUUAUUGUCUUGCAUUGAUACUAUGUGAGGGAUAAUGUGCAGUCAUCCGAUCAUUAUCACAAAACACACCCGACAGGGGUGAAAAAGACCCCUAUGGGGGUCUGAAGGGGUUUAUUUCGCGAUAACAACCAGCUGACUGUACAUUAUUUCACUUGCAAGAAAAUAUUGAUUUUUUUAGAUUACAUUUUUUAUAAGCUAACCAGUGACCAAUUGACCAAACAGUCUGACCCCAUCUUUUACAUGAAUUGCACUCAUGAAUACUGCAACAGCUGUGCCUUUGUCUUGCCCCAUCGAUCUAUUCUUUUGAUUCUGAUUAUAACCCACUUCUGUUGACCUGAUGUUGGCUUGGUCCAACAGGGGAAGGAAUGAAACAAAUUCAAUUAGUUCUCAAAUCUCUCUUUUUUAAGACCUUGUUAUUGUCCUUGCAUGGCUUAAUAGGGAACAUGAAUUAGUAAUUUGCGAUGGAAGAGUCAUCGGGUCACAGAGGUGCUAAUAUUAUUAACACGGCCAGAUUGAAAUGAAUCUCGCCCUUUCCGGUCAGGUCAUCACCCAGGAUGCAUCUCUGGAGCCUUGGUGGAAGUGAAUUCAGGCUUAAAAAUGCAAAGUGUAUGACGACUCGGACAUUUGUGGUUGUGUUGAUCUCAAGACCUUGUGCUUGACAUAAUGUGCAGGUUUCUUUGUGAAUGUUUUUAAGGUGUGUGAGCAUGUCUGAUGUCAAGUGUCAUUAAGUUUCAGUGGUGGACGGGUAUCAGUCUUUAUUUUGCAGAUGUUUGCCUAGCGUUUAACGUUGCGUAUAAAAACUCAAAGCACGCAUUAGCUGCAUGCCACAUCAACAUCAUCAUUCAAGGUUUAAAAGCAAUACUCUCUAAUUGAGAAUUGACACGGUCAAUAAAAAAUACAGAGCAUACCCAUGUGAACAUUUUUUUGUGAAAUCUGAAGGAAAACUUGAGAGAUCACAAAAUCCACAGUAAAUCCAAUUAUUAGCUUACAGAAAAAGCUUUCUUGUUUAAAGGAUACAAUGAUAAAAACGUUAGCAAAAACAGGCUUUCUAGUAACAUCCACAAAUAUCUCACAACAAAAUGAUAAACCCCCACAGUAUGUUUCUGCCCCAGUUUAAUUCAUAUAUUCCACCCUCAACCAUCAUUAGCCCUUUUGAAAUUUCAUUUCUUUCUAUUUAACAGCCCAAAAGUUGUUGUUUUUUACAGUCUUUGUAUUCUUAAACUCAGUUAGAUGAGUUUGCUGAACAGCCUCGAGGCGUGUGUUAUUAUUUGAGAGAUACGGCAAUUUGGAAAAAGUGAUGUUGGAAUGUUUUGUUAAAGUAUAUUGUCAGAUUAUGGGAAUGAAAAUAAUUUGUGGUAUUAUUUCCUGCUGAUAAGUCGGUAAAUGUGUACGUUUGUGUGUGCGCAUGGUCUCAUAGAAAGCUAUGACUAUGAAAACUGUGACACAAAACCAACACGAGUACAAUCUAUACUAACUAUGGUUACAUACUGUCUGGUAUAUGUACAAGUAGUAUUAGGUUUCAAAUGGGUAUGUCCAGUGAAAACAAAAUCGCUGUAUGUGUACACAUACAUACAAACACAUGCACAUACAGAGUUUUACAAUCUACACAUAUUGUAUAAGUUUACAGACGCAUACAGUCUUAAAAGUGCCCCCCUGGCACUUAAACAAAGAGUGAUUAUUUUAUCUAAAGGAAGGUGCCAAACAUUUGUAAGAUUUGUUUGUUGUUUAUAUACUUGUUAUUUAUUUGUCAAAUUGACAACAUUGUUUUAUGAUUGAAAUGACAGUCAUUGUUACAGUUGUUGUUUGUUUGAUGUGAUGUAAGAUGGUUUAUUUGUUUCCCAGAAUGCCCUACAGACCGAGCGUGAUCAAGGCCCGGGAUGCUUUUGCAUAAUUUUGAAUGGUUUUGUUCGAGUCCUAUAUCUAUAAAAUUUAUUUAACCCACAAAAUUCCUUAUACAGCCCAGAUAAGUAUUAUUUUAUUAUGCAUUAUUUAUAUAUACCGUACAGAAUUAUGAAUUGUAUAUAAAUGCAAGCUAUAUAUAUAUAUAUAUAGGUUAUUCUUUUCUUUUUUUGAUUGAAUGAAUAAUAUGAAUGCAUCGAUUUGCAUAAAAUGAAACUUUUGACAAAAGUUGACAUAUUUUGCAGAUGUCCUGAAAGCAACAGUCUUUAAAUGCCUUAAAUUUCAGCAGAGGACAAAAGGUGAAGGUUUAUACAGUAGAUUCCCGCAGUAAACUUCCGCUUCUCUGUUCUGUUGUAUCGCGGACUGCCGAGUUUGAACAUCAUCCUCCCACUAAUAAAAGUUUUGAAUAGCGAAAGACUUCCUGCCCACGAUUCUCCAGCCUUCUUCCAUAUUGUGCAUAGAGAUAAUAAGCUUUUCAAACACUAACAUUGUCCUCUGAUGCUCUUGUCAAAUUCAGUUGCGUGUUUGCCGUGUGAUGAAGACGUUUUUCUUUCCAGGCUGAUGUAUUGUGCCGGGGAUUUCUCGUUCAUAUCUCCAUUCCGCAUGCUUUGACUGAGGCGUGUGUGUAUGUGUGUGCUCAUUUAGGCUUUUGGCGCUUUAAAAAGUGAAUUCGGUAGAUGAUUAGGAAACAUGGAAUAGUUUUCCUGUUUUAAUGAACUAUACACGCUAUUCUGCACGCAGCGUUUUAAUCAGGCCCUUUCAAACCCUCCGAUUACACGGGGGUACAAAGAAUAAAAAUCAUGUUAUUCACGCCCUCCACGGUACCACUCAGUGUUUAAUGCAAAAAGACUGAAAUCACUGUAUUUCCAACUGCCUUAUCUUGAGACGAGUAUUAACUCAGCAGGUCAACCAGGACCUCAAAGGAACCCGCUGAGAUCCAAGCUCUAGUUCGGCAUGUCUUUCACUCAAAUCAUUUUUAUAUGAAACGAAAGUGAGCCUGGUGUAGAGACGGAUAUACUUAAUUAAUGCGUCCGUGAAAAAUGAAAUAUUCUCACUAUGUAGUAUUCAUUAAAUUCACGUUCACAGUCGUUUAUGUGUUUGUGUUACUGUCCUGUUUAUGUGACUGAUUCAUUUGUAUUUGUAAAAUGUCAUCUAAAAUAACACAUUUUUUUAGGUGACAUCACCUACGAAAAUUAACCAUGUUUUUUUUUGUGUUUAAAAUGUAGUAACCAUGUUUUUGGGUGCAUUGAUUACUAUUGGCCAGACCAUUUUUACUACAGUAACCAUGAUUUAACUACGGUUUUUGAAAACCACGGCUAUUUUGUGGUAACAAUGGUUUUACUACAGUAACCAUGUUUUUUUGGUUUCAACUGUGUUUUUUUAGUUAAGGCUAGUUAAGGCACAAUGAACUAGCAUGAAUAAUUGUAUUGCCAUUAACUAUAUUGCCCUUUGUUAGUUCAUGUUAGCUAAUGCAUUUACAAACACAACCUAAUCGAAAAGUGUUACCAUUUUUUCUAUCCAUCUCUAUAUUAUUCUUUGUAUAUUCUGUACAUUUCACUCCCAAACGUGUCACAUUAUAGAUGUACAAUAUACAGUAGAUGUGGAUGUCAUUCCGUGUCGACUAAAUUUAAAACGUAAUUUUAGUUUUUGAGUGAAAGUUAACUUUACAGAUGAGCUUUUUUAGUGUAAAUUGGCAUUUUCUUUGUCCAGCAUCACCCUAUGGUGUAUUUGCGUCUCCAUGUUUUCUGUAGGACAGGGUUGGGUCUUGCGAUGUCAAAGGGAAACAAGAUAAUUCAGCCCUCUGUGAGGUUCAUGCUAUAACGCUACAUAGACAAAACUUAUUAGUUUUUGUUUGUUUGUAAGAAAGCAGAGAGAAUGUGAACAUGCAGGGAAUGUGUCCUGAAGCAGAACCCGGCCCGUUUCAUUUUUAAUGGCUUUAGACAUUAAACUUUCUCAGUGCUGUCAGGUUAUGAAAGAUGUACGCACACCUCACACGAGCACUGGGGUUUGUGAGCCUGUGUUAAGGAAAUGAUCUUUAAAAGGGUAUUUUAGAAAUUUGCAAUGCUUUUCACUCCGGGCAUUUGGGAGGGAUUAAAAUAUCCCGCCAUAGAUUUUCUCUUCAGCGUAUUUAGUUAUUACCUGUCAAUACUUUUUCCCUGUUAGAUGAAUACAUUUUUCGUUUUUAGUUUACAGUGUCAGCUUUACUGAGAGUCGACUUUAAUGUAUCCGGCUCCUUGGAGUAUGAAUGAAUAUAUACUCAACAUUUACAUUCAUCACCAAACUGCCAUUUCCUUACCGACCAAGGCGUGUUUAAAAGCUCCUUGGUUUUACACAAAUGUAAGUGAGUUGUGCCAUACGUCCGUUUCACAUGUAAGUCAAUCAAUCUCUUCAUGGCCACCGUAGCAGGUUGCGUUUCCCUAAAGCUUGAACCAUUUUUAUUCAUACAAUCCGGAAACAUUGCAUGGCAUUUUGGGGCGUGCUUUGAGGUUGGUAUUGCUAGAAAUAAUGUGGAUACAGUGUUUCAGCCAUGAAAACAGGCUGAGGAAAGCGGUGAAUAUGCAACAAAGACGUUUGUGCCCCGCACCGCUUUCCAACAACAUUUGUACGUAGCGAAUGUCUUUUGAGUACGAGAUCGUGAGAGAGAGAGAAAGAGAUAAAUGCGAAAAAUAGUUUCGGUAGAAUUGCAGCUGAAACCGUCUAUAAAGACGAAUCGCUCAAAGAAUAAGACUAAAAACAUGUAUUAAGAAGAACCGAUUAUUUAAAAUUAAUAUUUACAAAUACCUAAAGCAGCAUAUUUCGGAUUGUUAGUUUUGUAAUUUUGUUCAUUUGUCUUUCAUUCGUUUGUUUCUCCAUGACUUGCUGUUGGUUUUGCUGUUGGUUCUUAACGUAAAGACCCCAUGAAUCUCUCUACGAUCCCUAUCAUAGCCAUUAGCUGACUCAUAUUAGCCAAGACUCCAGAUAGUCAAGUAACAUGGAGCCAAAUUACAGGAAUAAUCUCAAUAUUACUGUAAUGGAGACGGAUAGCCUUUCAUUUUCCUUUGACAACUACGGCCCUCUUUUUAGCUCUGAAUGACUGAUAAUGGCAUAAUGCGUUCUCACGUUUCUAAAAAUACACUGUCCACUUCAUCUGAUUAAUCGCUAACAAUGCCGAUUCCGAAAUGAUUUAUUUCUUGCUAUCUUAGCUUCUUUUUGUUCUACCCGUGUCUUGCCCCUUAGCUUUUAGCGGAAUAAAUGAAAUUAAUUUCCCAAAUAAAGAGGAUAAUCUUGCUCUCACAGGAGCCUGGCCUGGCCUGGCGCUUUCAUUACGGGUCUGUCUCAUCGCUCUGACUCAAUUUGAGAGCUUUUAAUGCUGGGGGAAUCCGGCACAGAAAGUAGCUAAUGCUAUAUCGGCUAGCUAACCGUAGCGGUGCUAUCAGUUAUCUCUGACGCUCAGUAUCUUUUAAUGAGGUUUGCAACGGCGUUGUAUAAAAUACUGAAUUCAGAAAGGAGCUAAGAAGGAUUAGGGGUCAUCGGAGUUCAUGCUAAAGAUUUGUUGUGUUGCUAAUUCAGGUGUGACCUAUUUGUGUUCGUUUCUGAUAGCCUUGGGUUCAGAAUUGUUAUGUUAACAUGCUGUGUAGUUGCUAACAUGUUGUAAAUCUGUUUCGUGUCUGGCAAUUAUUUUUACAGUCAAAUGAAUGACAAAGGAUCACGUAAAUGUUGCAUCCUUGUCGUGCCGCCAGGAUCAUGGAAAACAUAGUUUUGUCACAAUCAUGUCGCUUCAUUCACUUAGCUAAACAAGCUGUUACUUCUGGCUAAAUUUCUCCAUUUUCCGUCAAUUCUAGCCUGUCUUAGUUUGCUAUGUGACUGGUGUGCGAGUGACUGUUAAUCAUAUGAACGCAUCUGGUUACUUAUUUUCCAACACUGACAUUUGACGGUCGUCUGUAAUUUUUCGAUCAGCGUGCGCUCAGCCUCUUGCCGGGUGUGAUAUUAUUUGGAACGUGUCUAAUUCCAGCGGCCCGUUAAUGAGUCUGCGGCCAGCGUGUGGGAUCUCGCUCUCUCCGCGCGGAUAAUGCACCAAGUAUAAUCAUCUUGAAGAUAGCUGAGCGUAGCUAUCUGUUAUAUCCAGCCUAAUAACCCCUUCACGCUGCCCUGUAUGCAUUACAUUUUUCCAUUUUCACCUUUUUGGAUUGACUUGAAAUGAAAUGCGAUUUAUGUGAUAUUGCCAGUUCCUCCUUACAUCAUAUUUAAGUCUUAAGUUCAUUAAAAAGCAGACAUCGUUGAUUUCUUGAAUUAUCAAGACAAAAGCCAGCGGUUGCCCGUAGUUGUGCCUGAAGCAGAUCAAAAGGGCAUUUUGGGAAACUAUCAUUUUUCUUGUCUAUGAUUCAUAUCAAACUUGAUUUAUGUGUAUUUUCUUUCUUUGUCAAGUGUGCCAAUCAAGUUUACAAUGUUUAGGUUACCUAUCAGAAAGAAGUCAUUUACUAUGUCGAAAGAAACUGCGACACAUCUGUGAAUUUUGUAAAGAAUAUAUGACUGUUUUUCUACCCAGCUUGUUCUGUAUAUCAUUCUAUCGGGUGGGACCGGAGUGUGUUCGGGGAGGGGUGUGGGGUUUGUUUGUGAAACGGUCGGGGUCGUGCAAUGAUCUGUAUCUAAGAUGAAAAUAUAGACAUGAGAAAACGACAUGAAAAUGAAAUAAAGUGUUAUAUUUGCAUGAUUUCCUGUAUUUUCAAUGAUCCUAAAAACUUAUCGUUGUGAAUAUUGAAUGGACGUAUGUCAAAAACGCUAUGAAACUCAUUUUUCAAAGCUUUUCCUGUGAUGCAUUUUAUUUUGACCUUUCCGCAGCGAUUAUUGAAUUUUUCGUAGCGUCUCAUUUACCAUCGCAUUUAAAUUUGUUUGCAUUUCUAAUUUAUUCAGCUGUGGCAGUGAAUUAAUCUUAGAUCAGCACAUGGUUAAUCUACGUGAACUAUUGAAAAAUGUUUUCUGUGCACUUUUUAUUUACCAUGUUUUUUCGCUUAGUACUUCAAGGGUUCAUUGACAUGCGUCCCUGUUGAAACAAAAGAGCGGCCAUUGGUCAGGAUACUCAACCCUUAACCAUCAACAACAAAUUAUUAAAAUUAGCAAAAUAAUUACCAAGUAAUGCUCACCCACUGCCUCCUACAGUUUCUCCCGAGCGAGGAUAAAUCGUUUUGGUGUUCCAUUUGAUUGUUUAUCUAAUUAUUGCACAUUUACUGUAAUCCAGAUACAAAUGAUAAACUGAAACGUGCGUACCGGUGUAAAUUGCUUCAGCGUAACCUGUUGUUUUAACAACACAUUUGGUGUUUGUUUGAACUUUGACCUGCUGUUUGUCUAGUACAUAUUUAACCCCUUUCAACAUUGGUUUCGUACACUGAAUCUUUUACCUCAGUUGACUACGGUAAAUCAUCCCCUGAGAGUUCCUCUAGUUAAAUUAGAAACUGCUUUGGCGUUAUUUAGUGUUUUCAUAACACACCAUGAUAAAUGAAGUUCAUACGUUAUUGAUGUUGACAUUGAAGGUCUCAUCCUCUACGGGGUUCUCAAAAGAGCUGUAUAACAACAGCGUCUCGGAACAAGACUGUCAAAACAAGUACAAAGGGGAUGAUUUGUCAUCUCUUUCGAUUGGUUGUCAAGAGAAAUUGACAAAGUAAGUCCUCCGACAGUUGAUCAAAGCGUUGCACGUCAACUACUCCUAGAAUCUUUCUAUAGCCCUCGACUGGCCACUUUAAUCCCAACACUCAACUCAACUUGGAGAUCUGUAAAUGCCAUGUAUAGUUUAGUCUAAAAUGGGGGAUGGAGGUCAUAAAACCUUCGAAUUCUAGUAAAGAGUAUGACGGUCCAAAUUCAAUCCACCAAACCAAAGUUUGUUUACGGAAGUUGUGCCACUCGGCGGCCAUGUUUGCAAUGCCGCUGGGCAGUUAAACGCAAGUCCACAGUCGUAUCUACUUGAAUGGGGAAAUGCAGAUAUUUUUUAAAUCGCUGGCAAAAAUCAUAAUUAAAUAGCAUUUGUCUUGAAUGAAAUGAAAUGUAAUGAAAGCUGAUAUGAACUGUACCAUAACUUGGGUUUGCUAAGCUCAAAUUGCGCAAAAAAUCACCUUUUUCGAGAUCACUUCAUCUAUUGUGCAUGCGCACAUGCUGGCAAGCGCCUCACGAGAGCCCCGCCCCAGAGAAUCGUCAGUCAAUACUGAUUGACGAUUGGGUCGUUUCACUAGAAGGCAGGACUUCCUUCGCUAGAGCGGUCAUAUUGAGCAUCGCAUUCCUCCCCAUUCGUUGUAAUGGCUGUGGCGCAUCUUGUUAAUAUCAAUAUAUUUGACCUAACUAAUAAAGUCGAUUGAAUGGAGUUUUUCUGUAACCCAUACAACCCUGGGGUAUUAUCUCGUAAAAUUUCUCAAAAGGCCAUACGACCCUUGACAGUGAAUCUUGUUUGGGCAACCUGGAUGGUAAUAUAAUCAAGUUGGGAAAACGUAAGACCUACGUCAGUUGCAUCUGAAAACAAAGCUUAAAUUCAUAUUGAUUCAAUUGGAUUCGGCAUCCAAAUUUGAUCGAUGAGCUGGUGUUUGUCCGCCAUAUAAUUAACUCCUGUCUCUAGGAGGUCAUUGAAAAAAGCGUCAAAAGUCAUAUUCACACUAAGAAAGAAGCACCCGACGGAUCUGGGAUCAGUGUAAAUGAAAUGAAAGUUCCUUCUGGACCCAUAAUGCAGUUGAUGUUGACCUAGCUUCCAUUGUUUCAAAUGACAUUUUUUUUGCCCCUUGUUCAUUCUGUGGUGAUGUUUUUCUUUAUCUUUCAAUUUCUGUACAAAUAGAUCUUUCUAUAUUUACAAUAAAUUUGUAUAAAAAACAUUGCCAUUCUGUGUGACGUCCUAUCCUCAUAAAUGUUGUAUCUUCUCUAUUUACUGUAAAGAUUCUUGAUCAUUUAACACGCCAUGUUUGUCUAGAGUAUAAAUAUGUUGUUCCCAUUUCCAGACUAGGUUCACUUGUGUGUCUGAGCCGGGUUUCAAAUCCAACCUCAUUAUCUGGGCCCCACGGGUUUAGGUUUUGUAUAUUUUUAUAUUGUAUUAAUUUAAACCAUGGUGUGUUUAUGUUGUCAACAGAGGACACUAGCUACAGUAUAGCAGCGUCUGUUUACCACGGUGUCAAAAAGUUGGAAAAAGUUGGCUUGCGAAUGACAGCAUGGUACCACCACAAAAAUAACCCAGUGUGCAGUGGAAGUGAACCACAGUCGAUAACGUAUAAUUUGUAUCUCGACAUUCUCCCAGUCACACUAUAUUAUAAUAUAAUGGCAUUCUCACCUGCUUAACGAUGAAUGAAUUGCCCUCGGAGAUCAGCCCGCGUUCUUUCCAUCUGCAAC
Molecule: messenger RNA, 13906 nt
Organism: Triplophysa rosa
Lineage: Eukaryota; Metazoa; Chordata; Actinopteri; Cypriniformes; Nemacheilidae
Gene: elfn2a
Product: extracellular leucine-rich repeat and fibronectin type III domain containing 2a
Exons: 3
Coding region: 950-3724 (924 amino acids)
Cellular component (GO): plasma membrane
Molecular function (GO): protein binding
Source: RefSeq, a predicted model, not a curated record